This is a messenger RNA of Porites lobata, 6079 nucleotides long. NCBI's taxonomy places the organism in Eukaryota, Metazoa, Cnidaria, Anthozoa, Scleractinia, Poritidae. The record is from the annotation of a GenBank genome assembly.
AUGCCAGCACAGUCAACAGAGGAAGUUGACUGGAAUAACCAGGAUCCUGCAACUGUUAUAUACAAGAUUGGAAUUUAUGGAUGGAGAAAGCGGUGCAUUUACUUCCUCAUACUCCUGAUUAUGGUCAUCACCAUCAUCAAUCUUUCUCUCGUCAUUUGGGUCAUGAGAGUUAUGGACUUCAACCUGGUAAAUUAAAUUCAGCUGUCUACAGUAGAACACUGUAAAUUUUAACUGAACAAAUCAAACUUAUAUUAAUUUGCCCUGACUCAAUUGUCAGUUAAUUAUAAAGUGGAAACUUGGACUUCCCUAGAAUUGUUUUUCUUUUCCAUUGAAAGGUUUUGAUCAGUUUAUAGGUAUGGUUCUAGAUUUUACAGUCAACUAUUGUCAUUGCAGACACCUAAGGACUUCAAGCUCCUGGGGGGCAUAUAGAUCGUUUUCACUGUCAUGCAACAAAAAAAUAAAUUGGAAACCGUCCAGCAGAAGAAGACAAGAAAAAUGUUAUAAAAGACUAAUUUAUAAACAAUUUGUCUAAGUCUGAGGUCUUUGAGGUCCACAGUUUCUGAGUUAUUUGCGGAAACAUUUUACUCAACUUUUUAGAGCUUUGUAAGGAGACACCAUAUUGGUGUGUUGUUUAGGUGCACCAAUAUGGCUGCUGGAAAUCAAUAAAAACAUUUGGUGUUCAUUUUUUCUAAAAAAGCUCUUUCUUUUCACUCGAGAACUAGCAUACGUGUGCAUAAACAUACCUUCUAAUACUUGAAGAAAUGGUUAUACAGUCAACUCUCUGUAAGACGGCCACCUUUGGGGCCAGCACUAAGUGUCCAUCUUAGAGAGAUGUCCAACUUAUAGACAGUCAAAUAAAGGGAGUAAAGAAAGGCAGGGACCAACUCUAGGUGUCCAUUUUAUGGAGGUGUCCGUGAAAUGAUUUUACGAGACAGCAUUCCUAGUUUGGUGUCAUGCACUGUGAAAACUUAGAAGUUUCUGUAUUUUCGAAAUGAAACGUGCUACGGGAAUGGAAACUUGUGCAAAGAUUUAUUUUUUGUUUAUGUCUUCAACCCAGUGUAAAUAAGAAUUCAUAAAACCUCGCUAUUUUGACUUAACAAUUUGAUGACAUCACUGUGAAAACCAUCUAUAGAUACAUGUAUCAGAGAGUCUGGGUCUAGAAUAGGGUAUCAUUUUAGGCCUUUUUUAUGGAGGAAAGUUGUCCCAAGUAGAAGGGUCACCCUCUCAGCAGGGCUUCUGAUAUUUGGCACGGUCAAGGAGCCACGAAAUUCAGGUAAAUCCUCAAAAUACAGCAAAAGUCUCUAGCAAUCUCAUCAAAUACAUGUCUGUUCAACAUCUCAGCUACUGGGGUUGUUUACUUGCCGUAAACGUGCAAAUUUAUCUUGAAACCUCAUCACUAAAAUGAGCAAACAAUGUUCAAAAACUACCAGGCGUAGAUUAUGUUGCAGAAAAUUGGGCACUAGCCAUGAUGUCGAAAGAACAAACUAUGACCUCUGUAAAGAAAACGAUAAAAACACUGGUCUGAUCAGCGCAAAAACGAUCGAUUCCUAGAGAAAUCUGCUCUGAAAAUUCCCAUAAAAUUGGCCUUUUUUUAUAGAUUGUUUUUCAGUGAAGUUUGUCGCAUAAAUUCACGCAAAAUUCCCCUGAAAUCGGGAGGUGUUUUUACAAAUUUGUCCCUGAAAAUCCUGCAAAAUUUGACUUUUUUUUCCGUGACCUACAUGUAUCAGAAGCCCUGUCUCAGCUGAAUCCUUCAAUUUUAACAGGCCAAACACUAUUAGCGCUUGCGCUUUGUCUGAUUGCCUAAAACAGCAUUCUAAAACUGUACAGUACAUGUAAUUGUGCAUGCUCUGAUUGUCUCACCUUGGUUGAGUUGACCCAGCUCUGUAAGCCUACACUGUAAGUGUUUAUUUGACUUCAAGUUACAUUUUUUUAACCUAGGUGGAUUGUCAGUUUCCUAGCCCUGUUAUUCAUGAAUUAGACAAAGGAAUAAACAAAGGAAUUGAGAAUCAACUGGAUAAAUCAAAAUUAACCUAAAAACCAAUUUAAUUUUUUGUGUAACAUUUAUAUUAAGAAAAGUUGGCCCAGCUGGGAGGUUGACCCUACAAUCACUAAAAGGUGACCUGGCUUUACAGUAAGCAGGGUCACUUCUAGCCAAACCAACUUUGUGUUUCUCAUGAACGGUUUGCCUUGAAGGUAAAAAUGGAAGUGUAAUAAAAGUUUGGUCCCCCGGGGUAGCUUGGGUAGGAAGGUGACCCUUCUUCCCAGACAAGUUUUCUCUAUACAAAUGGGGCCUAAAUCUACAAAAUUAAUGUAAAUCUAGGAAUAGCGUUGACAUGUUAUGGUCAACCCCCUUUUUCCUUUGCCCUCAAUGAUGGCCUCGAGCUUGGACAAUUCCACCCAAGAAAACAUUUCAAAACGACAUUGGAAGAGAGAAAGACAUUUAUCAAAGCAGUGUGACCCAAGUUGAGUGUCAGAGAUUGUAGGCUUCCUACAUGUAGGUAAAUGAGGAAUUGAUACUUAUAAAAUAAAGGAUAGAGUAUGGAAGGAUAGAGUAGCAAUAGUCAGCUGAACCAGGAUAGACUGGUAUCAAGUCUAAGGGUGGUAGGGUCCCCCCCCCAUCCCCUCUAGUUACUGUCCCUAAUAGAAGGUGUCCAUAAUUAGUGUGGGAGUGUUUUUUAUUCAUAGGUCUGUAAUUUAACUAGUAUUCAGCUGCUGUCCAUAGUACAGACUUAUCACACUGUCUGUUGUAGUGAGGUGUCUUUGUACUCUUCGGAUUCUCCUUUACUCGCAUUAUAUAUGUAGAUUAUGGUGCAAACGUACAUGUAAUGUGCAGUGUUCGUUUCCCGCCUUGCAUUUUUUGUGGGGGUGUUGUAAGUUUAAAUGUUCGUGCAUUGUUAAAUAUGAUAUAAGAGUUUUUAAAUAAUAAUGAAAUUAUCAAUCAUUUUUAGGAUGGUAUGGGCAAGCUAAGAAUAACUGAUCAAGGCUUAAAACUUUACCAUGGUGAAGCAGAGUUUGUGAAUGAAUUACGAGCAAAGUUGAUACGGCCCAGUCAGGUUUGAUAAUUAUUCUCUUCUUUGAUCUAGUAUAAGCAUGAAAUAAAAAUAACAUAACAUUUUCCAUCAGCUUUCUGUACAUUCCAGUUUAUUUUCAGAAUAGAGUUUUCUGUUGUCACAUUUUGAAUAAAAUCUGUUUAAGUGGUACUUGUACAUAUGUAGCUAUAACAACCGCUUCUCAAUCAGUUAUUUGAUUGGUUUGGUUGUUUACAUUGUAAUAAUAAUGCCAGCACAAAUGAAUAGAUACAAUGUAUUUAUUGUGAUUAUUUUUUGUAAAGAAUGCAUUGAGUUGAUAAAUAAAGAAAUAAAAUAAUUUGGGAAAAGCUGAGUACAGGUGCAUGUAGUCAAACUUACAAAGCUAUGAAAGACUACAUGUAACAACAAAGAACAUGCUCCCAAAAAAACAAUUCCUUGCUUUGCUAGUUUCCUCGUGCAGCAAGGUUAAUAAAUCUGUUGGAAUUUGCAUUGCACAUGGCUAAAUUAAUUAUAUAGAUAUUUUUUUUAUAUUUUUACCAACUCCAUGAAGUUAAUGAUAUUUCAAUUUACUUUUUGCUUUCAGAAUUCUGAGCUAACACUUCAGUCAACAGCAAAUGUGACAGUAAAUGCUCGCUCCGAGUAUGGGAACAUCACUGGACAACUUUUUAUAGGAAAUGAUGAAGUCGUUGCCCGAAAUCAGAAACUCUACAUUAAAACAGAUCAAGGAAAAGAUAUCUUAUAUGCUGACAAAGAUAAAAUCCUCUUUGCUUCUGAUAAACUUGAAUUUUCAAGUAAGUACAUGUAUUUUUAUUUAUUCCAUUAAGGCAUCGCAGUUAUAUAGAUUAUGCAACUUUUGCUGUUACGAAAAGAAGGCCUGAAAAAAUUUCAGGCUUGUACGAGUACAGCACGGGUAUCACUGAGUUCAAAGGUUCGAAUCCCAUACAAGCCUGAAUUUUUUUCACAGCUGCAAAAGUUGCUUAUAUAACUGUGAUGACAUAUAUUAUAAUUUUCAUAUAUUCAUAACUUCAUCAUCAUCCUUUCCCGGGUUACUUUAUAUAUAAUGAAACCAAUUCAACAGCCUGCUGCCAGUUGGCUUGUUAGCUUAUGUGUAACUGUUAUCGCAGAGGUCAAGGGUUCGAAUCCCAUACAAGCCUGAAGUUUUCCAGGCUUUCUUUUUGCAACUGCAAAAGUUGCUUUUAUAACUGCGAUGAUCUUCCUUGUUCAUAAUUCUUCACUCCGCAGUUCACAUGUUACUGUUAUUUCCUUGUUUCAGUCUUUUUUAAUUUUUUAGUUUAUUUUUACUUUAAAAUGCAAAAUAGCCCUAGAUAGUAGUAUACAUUGGUAAGGGUAAAAAAUCCUCUGUUGCACUGAUCCAAGUUCAUCUCAUUUGCGCUUGUGAUUGGUUGUUUCCAAUGUGUUUGAUCUUCCAUCCACCACCUCUUCUAUCUAUUAACCUUCUCUCCCACAUCCUUGUCCUUGUAGAUAUUGAAGUUGCACGGUUUUCAUCAUGAUUAGCAAUUCUAGUAGCAGGCGACAGGUGUAACAUUGCAGGGGAAUAUUUUAAAAGAGGCUCCACAUCUGAGUAAAAAAUAGUCAUAGGCUUUUGACUGUUAGGCAGAGAAUUCUGCAGAAUAAUUGGAGAAUUAUCCAAUUUCCAAUGCCUGAUGAACAGCUUGACUUGUUUACUCAUUUAGUGAGUGUGUUUUUUCAUCUUGUAGGUCCUAAUGGAGCACAUUUUAGUGGGUCUGUUCAAACCGAAUACUUGAGAGCCCCUCCAAGGAAGGACUUGAGGUUGGCAUCUCUGACUCGUUCUCUGUACAUAGAUGCCCCUGAGGGCAUGACAUUCAGAUCUGCCGGUGGUGAUGUUGGCAUUACAAGUUUUAAAGAUGUGACAAUAAGGUCCAUUGAUGGAAUGGUAAGAUACAAGCUUAAACCAUAGUAAUAAUAAUUGCUUACCGAAAAGGUUUUUUACCUGCUUUGGCAAAGACAUUAUCUUAGAACAUAAAAUUCAAAAACUCAGAGCAAAAUUACAAACGAACGAAACAAAUAUUUUGCCAACCACAGUCUGAUCAAAGCUGCAUAAAAGUAUUGAUAAUUAAUAAUUAUUAAUAGUUAUUAUUAAUAAUAAUUAUUAAUUGAUUACGAUUGGUUACUAAUUGUAAUUUUUGUAUGCUUUUAUUUCUAAUGUAUUAUUUAUACCUACAGAUAAAGCUGGAUGGGAAGAAAAUUUCAUUCAAAAAUCUAAGAAAAGUUAACGGUGGCAGUAGUCCAGACCCAAAUGCUCGUGAAGUUUGCAUUUGUCCCAGUGGGGAAUUGGUCUUGGCGGCAGUUAGUAGCAACUGUAAUAUCAGCUGUUAAAGUAAUUAAUGCAGUGUUCUGGUUCAACAUGUCUUGCCAUAAUUGAGCAUUGUGUGCCUUGCCAAUUUAUUGAGAUCAGUUCGGUAUUAUUUAAACCUUAGUAGCAAUCAGCUUUCAGGCUUUCUUAUGCUACAUGUUUGAUCAUUUGCUCAAUCAGUGAGAUUGGUCAUUGGAAUUUAGGAGUUUGCCAUCAAAAUAUAAAUAUUACUUAACGUAUAUUGGCAAGUGUAUAAUAAAUCUGUGGGUCCAGAAUGGAGAAUCUCUGUUUUGAAGUUAGGGUUCAUAGAGUAAUAUUUGUAAGGACCAAAGUUGGAGCAAGAAAAAAAGAAUAAUAAUGUUUUUUAGUUGUGAGAAGUAACUGAAUUUAUAAGUCAGUGCUUCAAUGCGUACCACAUCAUUUUCAAGGAUUAAUAUUAAACUCUGGGGCAGAUCUAGAAUUUGUUGUAAGAGAGUUGGUAGGAGUGGCCGCUGAAAUAGGAGUAUCUAGAAGGGUCUGGACUCCAGCUCCCUUGCAAAGCUUCACUCCUCAGAAACAUGGUUUCCAACAUUCUGAAGGGCAAAUUGAAGAGUGUUAAUUGCUUAAACUCUUGUUUUAUGUUGUAGCUUUUACUAAGCUGUUUUUUUCAGCCCAAAUCAUAGAAGUUAAUUAGCUGUUUUAGUUAAGGAUGUUCGACCAAACCAUCCCUAGACCA